Messenger RNA from Cuscuta campestris, 1573 nucleotides. NCBI's taxonomy places the organism in Eukaryota, Viridiplantae, Streptophyta, Magnoliopsida, Solanales, Convolvulaceae. The record is from the annotation of a GenBank genome assembly.
GGCUGGAUGAGAACAUCAUGGCAUUGUGCCAUUGUCAAAUCACUGACCGGGGGUUUGCCGAUGCCACUAACAUGGUUGGACCCUCUAUUGAAGUCAUACGGCCCACUAGCACCCAAACCGCCCUGGACGCUCCUUCAGGGUUUUUUACAGUUCAUCUGGCAUCUCUGAAGAAGGAGCUGCAGUUUCCUCUCCACUCGUUGUUGAUUGAGUUCCUCAACGAGGUGGACCUCCUUCCUUGCCAAUUGGUCCCCAAAUCUCACCGGUACAUCGCUAGUUACUUGGUCAGAUGCAAGAAGGUAGGGGUAAAAUCUACCCUUGACCACUUCCUGUUUACCUUCAAACUGGCUAAAGGGCUCCCAUCCUUCCGUCGCGUUCCGUGUCCCCCAUCCAAUGCCACCCUUCUGUCCAUCACCUGGAAACACUGCGGCCAGGGGGCCAUCGAGAUUAAGAAGGUGGUGACCGAGGAGUCUCUAGCAGCGUUGGGGUUUGAGUUUGUCCAGGACGAGCACCGCCAUCAUCCUGACCUGCUAAGAGACGCUCUUGGGGGAAGCGUUGACUGUGGUCCCUUUGUUGAGCCACUAGAAAAAGAGAUGGACGAUGAGCUUUUGAUCGGCCAGUUCGUUGCGGGGAGGAAGAGGAAGAGGGAUGCGACCCGUCAAAGAAAAAGCAAGCGCUCUUCCUCGCGCGGCGAAGAUAGCCCUCCGCGAGAAAAGAUUGUGAUUGAAGUGGAAGAUCGGAAUGAUGUGGCUCCGGAGAUGGGAGCGACGGCGAUCAGCUCUCCACCGCGCUCUCUGAUGCUGGGUGGCGACCUGGCACGGUCGUCUCAAGGAGCCUUCUCGGAGCGACCUCCCUCCCCACCCGUAGUGAUCUACGAGGUGGCGACCGAGGGUCGCUCGAUGAGGUUCAGCAUUCCUCCCCCGUCCCCAAGUCUAGGGGAUGUGCAACUGGAGACCUUGGUCACCUUGCCCGCUCAGGAUCGAGCUCGCAUCUCGGCUAGUUCUGAGGAUGACCUCAAUAACAUGGUUCUUCUAAAGCUUAGCCAGGCCACGCUGGGGAUGAUCGAGAUCGUCGGCUGGAGGCAAGAUCGCCAAGCGGUUAUGGACGAGGCGAGGAAGGCUACAGAAGACAAGCAGAAGGAGCUGCAAGAGGAGGUCGCGCGACUCGCAAAGGAGUUGGAGGAGGAGAAAGGUCGCUCUGCCAACCUGGUGAUAGAGAACACUUCUCUAUCUUCUGAAGUAGGGUCCGUUUCUGCCCGUGUAACUGCGUUGGAAGGAGAGAAGGCUGAUCUGUUUCAGCAGCUAGAGGCUAAGAAGAGCGACCAGGCCCGUCGCCUGGAGGAGGCAAUCGAGUCCUUCAAGUCUUCCCCUGAGUUUACUGCGGUCGCUAUGGAGCGGAUGAACAAGCUAGUCGUCGAGUGGCUCAAUACUGGGCCUGGCGCUCGAUGGAUGGUCAAGGAGUCAGAGAAGUCCUUCAACUGCGGACUCUUCUAGGCCCAACUGGUUAUUCGCGACAAGCUAGCUCGGCUUCCCAAAGGAGUCUCCUUCCCCGCCCUUGGCCUUCCUCCUCCUUGCCG